Molecule: messenger RNA, 384 nt
Organism: Topomyia yanbarensis
Lineage: Eukaryota; Metazoa; Arthropoda; Insecta; Diptera; Culicidae
Product: histone H2A.v-like
Exons: 1
Coding region: 4-384 (126 amino acids)
Cellular component (GO): nucleosome
Molecular function (GO): protein heterodimerization activity; structural constituent of chromatin; DNA binding
Source: RefSeq, a predicted model, not a curated record
GAAAUGACCGCCGGAAAAGCUGGUAAGAACACUGGAAAACUGAAGUCGAAAGCCAUCUCCCGAUCGGCCCGGUCCGGUCUUCAGUUCCCGGUUGGACGAAUUCAUCGACACCUGAAGAAUAGCGGUACCAGCCACGGCCGAAUCGGAGCAACCUCAGCGGUUUAUGCCGCCGCCAUCCUCGAGUACCUUACGGCUGAGGUGCUCGAACUGGCCGGUAAUGCCUCUAAGGAUCUGAGGGUGAAGCGGAUCACUCCGCGCCAUUUGCAGCUAGCGAUUCGAGGCGAUGAGGAGUUGGAUAGCUUGAUUAAAGCAACGAUUGCUGGUGGAGGUGUUAUUCCGCACAUCAACAAAGCACUGCUGGCUAAGAAGGAAGGGUUGGAGUGA